Molecule: messenger RNA, 3421 nt
Organism: Terrapene triunguis (Three-toed box turtle)
Lineage: Eukaryota; Metazoa; Chordata; Testudines; Emydidae
Product: zinc finger protein 436-like
Exons: 4
Biological process (GO): regulation of immune system process; negative regulation of transcription by RNA polymerase II; regulation of cytokine production
Source: RefSeq, a predicted model, not a curated record
GCAGAAUAACAUCCCUGGGUCCCUCCAGAUUCUCCUGGGGAAGGGAAAUGGAUGCAGCAGAGCUGUCUCAGAGGCCGGUGACCUUCGAGGAGGUGACUGUGUAUUUCACCAGGGAAGAAUGGGCUCUGCUGGACCCCCGUCAAAAAGCCCUCUACAGAGACGUCAUACAGGAGAACUAUGAGAAUGUGACCUCGCUGGAGUUUCCAGUUGUCACACCUGAUGAGCUCUCUCACCUGGAACAAGACAAAGAGCGGUGGGUCCCAGAUCUCCUUCAUUCAGAGGAAAGAGAGAUCCUGAGAGGUACCUGCACAGGUGAUGGGAUGCUGAGGGAGAAGGAAGAGCACCAACCUCAGCAGGAAGAUGCUGAGCAAGACAAACCACACGGGGCAUUAUUGCAAAUAUCUGAGGAGGAUGUGUCCAGGAGUGGUGAGCAGAGAGAAGGAUGUGAGAGUCAGCUCAGGCCAGAGAGGAAGCAGGGAAACAAGCCAAGGCAGAAAUUGAAUAAAUCCAUUAAUAGUUGGGGACCUCACAAAUACGUCAAGAAAACCACAGCCCAGCAGAAAAUCCAGGCAGGAGCGAGAAACAACACAUGUUCUGAGUGUGGGAAAAAUUUCAGUAGCCGCUCAGUUCUUCUUAAACAUCAGAAGAUCCACACAGGAGAGAGACCCUAUGAAUGCCGUGAAUGUCAGAAAAGCUUCACUCACAGAUCAUCCCUUAUUAAACAUCGGAGGAUACACACAGGAGAGAGACCCUAUGCGUGCUGUGAGUGUGGCAAAAACUUCAUUGACAGCUCAGCCCUUAUUAAACAUCAGAAAUUCCAUGCGGGAGAGAGACCCCAUGAAUGCAGUGAGUGCGGGAAAAGCUUCACUCAGAGCUCGGACCUCAUUACGCAUCAGCGAAUCCACACAGGAGAGAGACCCUAUGAAUGCACUGUGUGUGGGAAAAGCUUCACUCAGAGAGCAUCCCUUAUUAAACAUCAGAGAAUCCACACAGGAGAGAGACCCCAUGAAUGCUGUGAGUGCGGGAAAACCUUCACUCAGAGCUCAGGCCUUUUUAGACAUCAGAUCAUCCACACUGGGGCGCGAUCCUAUGGAUGCUCUGAGUGUGGAAAAAGCUUCACUCGGCGCUCAAACCUAAUUGUACAUCAGAGAAUCCACACGGGAGAGAGACCCUAUGGAUGCUGUGAGUGCGGGAAAAAAUUCAUUGACAGCUCAUCGCUUAAGAAGCAUCAGAGAAUCCACACGGGGGACAGGCCUUAUGGAUGCUGUGAGUGCGGGAAAACCUUCACUCGCAGCUCAAAUCUCAUUACACAUCAGCGAACCCACACAGGAGAGAGACCCUACGAAUGCUGUGAGUGCGGGAAAAGCUUCACGGACAGCUCUCUCCUUAUUAAACAUCAGAGGAUCCGCACGGGGGAGAGGCCCUAUGAAUGCAGUGAGUGUCAGAAAAGCUUCACAGACAGCUCAGAUCUUAUUAAACAUCAGAGAAUCCACACCGGAGAAAAGCCCUAUGAAUGUGGUGACUGCGGGAAAAGCUUCACUGACAGCUCAGACCUGAUUAAACACCAGCGAAUCCACACCGGAGAGAGACCGCAUACAUGCUGUGACUGUGGGAAAAGCUUCACUCAGAGAUCAUGCCUUAUUAAACAUCAGCGAAUCCACACAGGGGAACGACCCUAUGGAUGCGCUGAGUGUGGAAAAAGCUUCACUUGGCGCUCCAACCUUAUUACACAUCAGAAAAUCCACACAGGGGAGAGACCCUAUGGGUGCGGUGAGUGUGGGAAAAAAUUCAUAGACAACUCAGCACUUUUGAAACAUCAGAGAAUCCACAUGGGAGCCAGACCUUAUGAAUGCGGCGAGUGCGGGAAAAACUUCACUCGGAGCUCCAAUCUUAUUAGACAUCAGAGGCUCCACACCUCAUAGAGACACUCUAGAUGCUCUGAGUGUGGGAAAAACGUCUAUCCUUACUUAUCGGGCCAACCGACUUUUUUCUGCUGCCCUAGCAUGUUUAGGGGUGAAGCAUUUAACCUUGAACUCUUUUUUUUUCUUCUUAUUUUAACUGUUUUUCUUCAACCCUUUUCAGACUACGACUUUUUCGAAUUGCAGCCACUUUUGCUUUUUUAACAUGGCUUGAGAGCCCAGCUUUGUCUUUUACAUUCCCCGUGAUCUGCGUCGGUUUUAUUUGGGGAUUUAUUUAGUAAGACUGUAACUUUUUUUUCCCCUUUGCUUUUUAUUGUUGGCUGUUUUAAUUUAGACACUUUUUGCCUCAGCCUGUGACAUUUUUGCUUACUAUUACAUACCUGCUUUUCCUUUGCCAUGAUUUGCACGUAACCGGAGUUACACUGGUGAUGCGGAGGGUAUUUGGAUUUGACUUCAGGCUGGAUAUAUAUUUUUUAAUUUUAUUUUUGAAUUGCUUUUUAAUUUUUGCCUUUAAUUCAUUUAUUUUUUAAUUUAUUAUUAUUGUGAUCAUCUGCUUGCAGAACUGCAGCAACGUUCCGGGGCCGGUAAAGGCUUAAAAAAACAUUACCAUUCUCUUGUAGAAAAUCAAUAAGCGGUUUUUAAAUAUUAUUUUUAACUUUUAUUUUUAGGGGUUUUUUUAUAUCAAUUUUUUCCUUGACCAGGCUACCAGCCUGAGCCCUGAGUUCCAGUAAUGGAAUGUAUUCGUAAAUCGACUAUGUCACAGGGAAAUUACAGGUUGCUACCCUACCCUGCAGUUCUUCCCUUUUGCACAGGAAACCAUCCAACAAACCAUUUGUGCCAAUCAUCCCCUUCUCUCCACCACUCCUGGUUGGCUUGCCAAAUCUGUUACUCACGGGUUUUAGAACCCAAAGCACUGGUAACUCAACUGGUCUUGUUAGGCUGUGUUAGGAAUAAAUUAAUGGGGACACAGCUAGUUUGUUUCACAAAUGAUUGGCACAAACAAGAGUGCUUUUACCUAAAAUGACUGUAUAUAUCGCUAGUAAUAUAGGCAACGGUGCUUAAUGCUGCAAAUCUUUAGGACAAGGUUAACCACACACAAGUUCAAUCGAAGGAGGAAGCUUUAAUUGGCUUUGAGGUUGCAGUUCAAACACGAACAAUCAUUCGGUUUUGGUACUGACAUAUUUAACAGCUCAGUGUGGAUUGCACGGCCUGGGUGAAGUUCUGGGAUUGAGGUUUGCAAUUAAAUGGACAGCUGCCUCCUUGGGUUCCUGUUUUAGGAUUUAUGAGGGUUGGUGAUCUGUUGUGUUAAUUUCAUCAUUUGACUAAAUGGAUAACAUGAUUGCAAUGCAAUAGCAUUGUUAACGCAUUGAUUUACCGAUUUUGACUUUAACAUAAGUGUGUUCACCCAAUGGUUAAUUUAGUCAUGUAUAUAGCAGUUUAGUCUUAGUGAUGUGUGUUCUUGAUUUUGGGUUGUUGUUUUUUUCAGUUUAAUAAAAUGUAUA